AUGGACAGCCCCGACGCCACUAGACCGGCCUCCGAAGCCACGGACUUCUUCGCCAGCCCAUCCGACCCAAAUGGCGACAAGAAGAGAAAGCUAGGUGAAGAAAAACCAGAGGACACAAAACCAGGAUCAGACCGCCCAGUCUCCAAGCGCAAGCGUCUCGAAGAACGGCAUCAGAAGCUACGCAAACGUGGCCGGACACCCCCCUCUGCUUACGCACGACGCGAUGCAGAUGAGAACUCGGGCCGCAGUCGUGAUACCCCGAAAGAUCGCUCGCCUUCGCCGCCUCCGAGAGCGCCUACUCCUGAAGCGCAAACGCGGCAGCGCAAGCGGCCGGGUGGUGGUGCGAGGAUGGGGCUUGUUGAUCGUGAGACGAUGCGGCGGAGACAAGAGGAGCGGGAGCGUGCUCAGGAGCAGGAUGCUAUGCGGACGUCUCAUGUUCGUGGGAUGACAGAUGUUGUUCGUCAACAUUAUAAUACGGUGCCGCAGCGAGGAAAGGAAUGGCGGAAGACGGAGAGUAAAAUUAAGGGCCUGCGGAGCUUCAAUAACUGGAUCAAGAGUACUUUGAUUCAGAAGUUCUCUCCGGAUGAAGAAUUUGUCUCGCGUUACAAUGAUGCCAAGGACUGGGCGGAAGGCACCGGGCCAAUGCCGAUGGAUGAAAAACGUCUUCUAGUGGUCGACUUGGGUUGCGGCAAAGGAGGCGAUCUGGGCAAAUGGCAGCAGGCUCCGCAACCAGUGGACCUUUAUGUUGGUCUCGACCCAGCGGAUAUAUCUAUCGAGCAAGCCCGUGACCGCUACAGUUCGAUGAGAAAUGGCCGCGGUCCGCGCGGACGUCGCGGCCCACUGUUCCAUGGCGAGUUUAUCCCCAAGGACUGCUUCGGAGAGUACUUGGGCGAUAUCCCCAUCAUCCAGCAGGUCGGGAUCGACCCAAAUGCAGGCCCGGGAGGUUCGGUUAUGAGCUCACGAUGGGGCGGUGGUGGCUUCGACGUGGUCGCAUCGAUGUUCGCAAUCCACUACGCUUUCGAGAGCGAAGAAAAAGCACGCCAGAUGCUUCGCAAUGUCGCCGGGUUGCUGAGAAAGGGUGGUCGGUUCUUGGGCGUGUGUCCCAAUUCGGACGUCAUCAGCACACAGGUGGCCCGAUACAACACGAAGCGCAAGGAACGCGAAGCAACCAAGCAGGAGAAACCAGAGGACCCUGAAGAUGGUGAGGUCGAAGAGGAUGACAACAAACCGGCGUGGGGGAACAGUAUUUACCAAGUCCGGUUCCCUGGUCCUGCACCUGAUGAUGGUGUCUUCCGACCACCGUUUGGAUGGAGAUACACCUAUUUCAUGGAAGAAGCUGUAGAGGGAAUUCCGGAAUACGUCGUGCCCUGGGAAGCUUUUCGAGCUCUGACCGAGGACUAUAACCUCGAACUCUCCUACCGCAAGCCAUUCCUGGACAUCUGGAAGGACGAACAGAACGAUCCUGAAUUGAGACCACUCAGCGAACGUAUGGGAGUGCGGGAUCGAGAGACUGGUGCUCUGCUGAUGACGGAGGAGGAGAAGGAAGCAGCCAGUUUCUAUCACGCAUUCUGCUUCUACAAGGUUUAA
Molecule: messenger RNA, 1587 nt
Organism: Aspergillus glaucus CBS 516.65
Lineage: Eukaryota; Fungi; Ascomycota; Eurotiomycetes; Eurotiales; Aspergillaceae
Gene: abd1
Product: mRNA (guanine-N7)-methyltransferase
Exons: 3
Coding region: 1-1587 (528 amino acids)
Biological process (GO): 7-methylguanosine mRNA capping
Cellular component (GO): nucleus
Molecular function (GO): mRNA 5'-cap (guanine-N7-)-methyltransferase activity
Source: RefSeq, a predicted model, not a curated record